AACCGAAAAAAGGAUGAGCCUUUAUCUAGUAACAUGAAGGAAUUAGAGAGCACCAGUAGAGAAAAUAACUUGAAACAAAAUAAUGGAAGUCCUGGAGAAGAAAUAGCACAACUAAAACAUGAUGGAGAACAAGAACAUAAUUCAGGUUUCACUGAAGAGCUGUCAAAAACUGAUGAGCCUUUAUCAGAUACAUAUGUUGAUUCUGACUCAAAAGAAGUGAGUAAUGAAGAGAAAGCAGAAAAGAAAAAUAAAUUGGAAGAAACACAUGAUGGUGAUCUAAGCUUGCAGAGUGUGACCACAGUCCCAAACCACAAACCCAAAACCAGCUCAGAAGAAAGUGAAGCAGUUAGUGUUCAAGAACAAGAAGGGAUUAUGUCUUCAUUUGAAUUAGCAGCACAGUCUUCAAAAAGCAAUCAGGCAACAGCAGUGAAAAGUUUGCCUUCUUCACCAGAAUCAUCACUGUCACCAGCUCCAUCCACACAGACACAGCUCACAGAAGGAUCACAUUUCAUCACUAAUGGCUUCUGUUGAAACAAUUCAUGCCUGAGAUGUAUGGACCUGACCUAUGAAAAUAUGAGAAGAUAUUGUACAGUAUAUUUUAAAUCUAUGAAAUUCAUAGUUCUGAUGCUUUUGGCCACAGAGCAUCGUUUUAUCACUUCCUGGAAAAUGUUUAUUCCAAGAGAGCUUUAAAUGGCCCACAUGUACACUCAACAACCUUCAGAUUGUUCUCCUGAUACCAGCUUGCUGCUAUGAUUUCUGUGCACAUAAAAUCAAGGCUCUUCUUAAUGUGCAGCCU
Molecule: messenger RNA, 796 nt
Organism: Acanthisitta chloris (rifleman)
Lineage: Eukaryota; Metazoa; Chordata; Aves; Passeriformes; Acanthisittidae
Product: pleckstrin homology domain-containing family A member 5-like
Exons: 5
Source: RefSeq, a predicted model, not a curated record